UCUUCUGUGAGAACUUGAGAAAAUAGCGAGUUGAUCAACUAAGAUAGAUUAAUGAAUCAGAAAAUGAGUGAUGAAUUAGUGAUUGUAGCCGGCGCUGGCCCUUCCGGCAUAGCAACCUCUGCGUGCUUAAACCUCUUAUCAAUCCCAAACAUAGUCCUUGAAAGAGAAGAUUGUUAUGCUCCUCUGUGGAACAAGAAGUCUUAUGAUCGUCUUCACCUUCACUUACCUAAGCAAUCCUGUGAACUCCCUCACAUGCCUUUCCCUUCUGCUUACCCAAAAUACGUACCAAAGCGACAAUUCCUCGAAUACUUGGAGGAUUACAUGAAUCGUUUUAAUGUAAAUCCUUAUUACAAUAGAUCAAUCGAGUCUGCUACAUAUGAUGAGCUAACAAAGAAAUGGUGUGUCAAGGUAAGGAACAAAAUUUCAGAUGAGAUUGAAGAAUACAAAGCUAGAUUUUUAGUUAUCGCAACAGGUGAAACUUGUGAUCCAUUUAUCCCUGAAAUUGAAGGGUUAGAUAGUUUCAAAGGAGAGGUUUUGCAUUCUACACAAUAUAAAUCUGGAGCAAAGUAUGUGAAAAAGAGUAUUUUGGUUGUUGGAUGUGGUAAUUCCGGCAUGGAAAUCGCUUUGGAUUUAUCAAAUUUUGGGGCGAAGACAUCUAUUGUAGUUCGAAAUCCGAUUCAUAUUCUCUCCAAGGAGAUUUUGCAAUUGGGGUUGUUUUUGUUCAAGUAUCUUCCAUUUAAGUUGAGGGAAUCGAUUGUUGUUAUGCUUAGCAAGUUGUGGUUUGGUGAUCUGACUAAGUAUGGGAUAAAUAGACCAGUUGAAGGACCAUUUACUCAGAAAAUGAAGUAUGGCAAGUUUCCAAUCAUCGAUGUUGGGACUGUUAAGAAGAUUAAGUCUCGUGAAAUUCAGGUUUUACCAGGAAUAACAACCAUAAAAGCUGAGGAGGUGACCUUCACGAAUGGCAAUUCAUAUUGGUUUGAUGCAAUUGUGUUUGCUACAGGCUUUCAGAGAUCGACAAACAAGUGGCUCAAGGAUAAUGGUGAUCUCCUUAAUGAAGAUGGAUUUUCAAAACAAAGUUUUCCAAACCAUUGGAAGGGAAGGAAUGAUCUCUAUUGUGCAGGAUUGGCAAGGAGAGGAUUGUAUGGAUCUGGCAUGGAUGCCCAAAACAUUGCUAAUCAUAUCAAAACACUCUUAUGAAGGACCAUAAGUAUAAUUUAAAUCAUUUAUUUAAUCUUUAAAUGGUGGUUGUUCCACAAUGAUUGUGAAAGUAGUGUUGGUCAAGGUAG
Telopea speciosissima is the source of this 1286-nucleotide messenger RNA. RefSeq names its product probable indole-3-pyruvate monooxygenase YUCCA10. NCBI's taxonomy places the organism in Eukaryota, Viridiplantae, Streptophyta, Magnoliopsida, Proteales, Proteaceae. The transcript has 4 exons. The coding region runs from base 52 to 1197 and encodes 381 amino acids. Gene Ontology annotation, molecular function: NADP binding; N,N-dimethylaniline monooxygenase activity; flavin adenine dinucleotide binding. The record is from RefSeq and is a predicted model, not a curated record.